Vanessa tameamea is the source of this 1596-nucleotide messenger RNA. RefSeq lists its product as uncharacterized. The transcript is spliced from 2 exons. The coding region runs from base 345 to 1445 and encodes 366 amino acids. Lineage: Eukaryota; Metazoa; Arthropoda; Insecta; Lepidoptera; Nymphalidae. Gene Ontology annotation, cellular component: extracellular region. The record is from RefSeq and is a predicted model, not a curated record.
UUCCAAUUUCAAAUUUUAGUUAUCGGUUGCCAGCGUAAAUUUAAUAAUGUUGAAAAAUCGUAUUAACAAACGACUCCAUUGAAAUCUGUAAUCUCUGAUAGGGCGCUUCCACAAGUUAGCGUUUAUCGCUAACUAUAUCUCACUCGUUCUAAUAUAUGACCGUGAAGAGAGAUAGUGACAUUUUAUGAUAACACCACAAAAUUUUAUAAUGGUAGUAACAUUCGCAUUCAGACUAAAGGAUGAAGAAGUGGGGCGCAUAAAUUGAUCAGGAUUAUAAGUGUUACGGUCAUACAAGGACGUUUAAAGUUGAUAUACUCACGAUUGGACACAACACUCGUAAAAAAAUGAGUAAGUUAUUUCGAUCAAAAUCGAAUGAUUUUGAGAACGAAGCGUUGGAGAUUCACAACGAAUACAGAAGAGAACACGGAGUUCCACCUUUAGUUCUGAAUAAAGACAUUUGUAAAAUAAGCCAGAAGUGGGCCGAAGAACUAGCUAAGAAUGAUAAAAUGGCGUACAGCGUAAACCAGACUUAUGGAGAAAGUGUAUACUGCGGUUGGUCACCAGACUCUAAUACGAAAAUAAAAGCGAAAGAUUGCGUUGACAGAUGGUAUAAUGAAAUCAAUGAUUUCUCUUUUGGAAAAGAGCCUGAUGUCUUAAAUUGUGGUCAUUUUACUCAAAUCGUUUGGAGAAGUACAAAGGAACUCGGAAUAGGUAAUGCCAAAAGCAAAUCAGGAAAGUUGUAUGUGGUAGCUAAUUACUAUCCCCCUGGAAAUUACGCUGGCCAAUUCAUGAAAAACAUUCCACCACCGGGAGCUUUUCAAUUUCGGUCUAGCUCCAGUUAUAGUUCAUCUAUUUCACCGCGAGAAUCCAACAAUAAUUUAGCGCCACAUUCACCUAAUAAAUCUGGGCCUCCAUCACCGAAUUUUAGGAGCAGCAAAAAUUUAAGUGAUAUAGCUAAUGAUUUAGUCACAAAAAUCAAAUCAUUUUCGAUAUCAACAGAAAAGUUUGAAGAAGAAUUUCUCCAAGCCCACAACGAUUACAGAUUUAAACACCGAGUACCACCUCUGGAACUUAGUAAGAGGUUAUGUAAAAACGCAGAAGAUUGGGCCAAAACUAUUUCUAAAAAGGGAAAAGUCGAACACCAAGACCAAAAUGAAUAUGGUGAAAACAUAUUCUACGCUUGGUCGUCCGAUCCCAAUUUUUCGCUAUCAGGAAGAGAUCCAGUAGACAAAUGGUACAGUGAAAUUAGUAAUCACUCAUUCGGCCAAGAGCCAGACCAUUUAAGUUCUGGACAUUUUACCCAAGUUGUGUGGGAGGAUAGCAGGGAAAUAGGCGUAGGUGUGGCAAAAACAAAAGAGGGACAAAUUUACGUUGUGGCGAAUUAUUAUCCACCCGGUAAUGUAAUGGGAAGUUUUGCUAACAACGUUCGCCCACCUGUUUAUUAAAUUACCAAUUUCUAGACGACACCAAAGACGUUUUACAUUCCAAAGAAAUAAGUUAUUUAGUUAUAUGAUAUAUUUUAUUUAUUAUUUUUUUUAUAUUUUAGAUUAAGGUAGAUAGAAUUAUUAUUGUGAUGUUACAGUAAAUGUAAAUAAA